AUGGCGAUUGGGAAGAGCGGGAAGGAUAAGAGGCCCAAGUUUUUGCUGGAGUUUCAGAUCAAAGAGCUGGUCAACGUGCCGCAGUCAGGAGGUGUGUGCUAUGUUAAAUGGAACUUGAAAGACGGCACGGGCACUUCGGAUACCACUGUCACUGGUGCCUCCGGUGAGUCUGUUAGUGUUUCGAAUGUGCACCGCGGUAUCACUAACAAAGUCUCCGUGAAAAGACACAGAGCUCAGUGGAAUUAUAAGCUUGAGAAGCCAAUGCAUGUAAAGCUACACCUCGACAAGUACAGGAAGUUCGUGCCCAAGUUACUCUACCUGGAGGUGUACUUUGAGUUUACCGACAACAAGCCAGGUGCCAUGUCGUCGGUUAAAAGAGACGAUAACGGAAGAAGAAGCCGGAGCGGGAGCGGCAACACAGACUCUGGUAGGGACAGUCCCAUUGCUGGUGUGAAGAACGCCAUAGACAACCAGGCCAAUAAUGUCGCUAAUGCUUUUGACUUGAAACGGUUUAGUUUAGAUACCAACAUUCAUACACUGAGGAUGCAUCCAAGCUUUUCCUCUGUCACUAAUGGCGCUAACUGCAAUAGCAAUUACACGCAGAGGACUUCUGGUAAAGUUCUGCUCGGUACAGUAAAGAUAAAUAUAACCGAGUACAUCAAGGAGGACGAGUCACCUAUCUCCAACAGGUUCCUACUGAAUGACUCCAAGGUUAACUCGAUUCUAAAUAUGACACUGAAGAUGAAAUUGACUAGAGGCAGCUACCAAGACUUCAUUGUCCCCAACGCCUUCACAUCGGGCCAACUUUCAACAAGCUUCAGAGGUGAACUCACAGGUAUACUGGACGGCGGUUCGGAGAGGGGAUCUCCGACAUCGUCUCCUAUCCCAAGCACGCUGUUUUCCAAUUCGGGCACUGGGACGAGUGGUGUAGGCACAAGCAUGUCAUCCUCCACACAACGCACGCGUUUUACGAACACGAUCUCAGCAGCAAUGAGCCCACUAGUGGAUACUCUUUACCAGAAGACCUUCCAGCUGCCUUGGGACCCCAGACCUGGCGAGUUUACUCCUCGUGAAUGUGUGGACGAUAUACUGAACGGCGGUUCCGGGUGGGCAAGAAACGAGAAGGGUGUAAACCUGAUAGACAUCGAGGCCCUGAAGAUCAACGAGAUGGAAGAGGAGUACUACGCCAAGCGCAACGUCUCUAGGCCAGAGAGCAGCACGAAGACUGCAUACCACAGUAAAGACGGGCGGACAUGCGAGAAAAUGUCGGAGAAGGACUUAAAGGGCUUCAACAACAUGGACACGCGGGAGUUCAUGGAGAAGAAACGCGAGUGGAGCAAGCUAUCACAGGCACAGAGGGAAAGACUGCGCAACGAUGACACAGAAGAUGAGAAAGGUGGCUCUCCAGAGAACUAUAUCAUCGAAGGCAUGAAGGAAGCAAGAAGCUGGACCAUAAAACAGCCGGUGUUCUAA
Molecule: messenger RNA, 1473 nt
Organism: Nakaseomyces glabratus
Lineage: Eukaryota; Fungi; Ascomycota; Saccharomycetes; Saccharomycetales; Saccharomycetaceae
Source: RefSeq, a predicted model, not a curated record